Messenger RNA from Pelobates cultripes (western spadefoot toad), 16928 nucleotides. NCBI's taxonomy places the organism in Eukaryota, Metazoa, Chordata, Amphibia, Anura, Pelobatidae. The record is from the annotation of a GenBank genome assembly.
AUGAGAAGCUGCCGGCGCUUGUUUUUGAGGUGCUUACGCCUUGGGCACCGACGUAAGUGUAGGUUUCUGGGCCGGUUUCUGGAUUACCUUCGUUAUGGGCGUCUUUGUGUUGUCUCCCUUGCCUACAACUCCUUCACCAACAGUGACGUUAUCAUUGAUUCUCUUUUUGAGCCCAUUUAUUGGUUGGUGGAUCAUGUGACAAGAUGGUUUGGCAUAGUAAGUCCUAAAAAAAGUUUCUCAAAUGUAUCAUUUCAUAUUUUAUAAGUAAACAUUUCCCCUUUCAUUCAUGGUAUUUGGAUACAUAUUGCAAAUAUUAUUUUAGAUUUUAUAUAUGUCGGGUGUGACCACCCUUUAAAACGGCAUCAAUUCUUGUAGGUACACUUGCACAUUGCUUUGUAAGGCACUCGGCAGGUAGAUUGUUCCAAACUAGUCUAGAUUGCAAAAUGUCUUUUGGUACGGUUUGUAUGAACCAAAUUCUUUUUACUCUAUACUCAAAUAAAUUGAUCUGUGCAGCAUUUAUCUGUGGAUUCUUGUCCAGUGAAUAAGAAUCGAUCAGUUUGAUUAGGUGUGGAUUAAAAAGAUAUGUACAAGAAAUAGGGGAAAACGCAGUCUGAACCUAAGAAGAAAUUAACUCAUAGUGUAAAAAUUGCAUGCAGCAUGUAUAUAGACAUGCUAUUAGAAGCACUCACAGAGUGAAGGUAGUCAAAGCGUCUUAAGGGUGCCACCCCUGAUCCUUUAGGGGGGUAAAGUAUGGAUCCACCAAACUCAGGAACCAGAAAGGAGCAGGAAUCGUGGUAUAAAAAAUAUAAACGUAUUUAUUUAUAAAAGAGCUGCUGGUCCUACGCGUUUCGUUCUAUAAAAAUUAGAACUUCCUCAGGGACCAUAAUCAAUUUAAAAGGUAAAUUAUACAAACAAAUAUGCAGUACAAAAAAUUCCCGCUAUACCUCCCACCCUCCCACAGUCCCAAUAUAUAUGACUCCCUAGUCCAUCAUUGGUGGUGUGGUGGGUGUGUUCCCGCUCCGUUCCUGAUUCAUAAUCAUCAUCUCAGCAACAGCUGUGCGUCGUGUUCUUUCCCGCUCAGCUGUUCUUCCUUCAACAUCACCGGAAGUGACGUGUGCAUUGCACGAGAUCUUAGGCACACUUCGUUAUUGAUUCAUGAAAGUCCUCAUUACAAGAAAAAUCAUUAUCAAAAUGACACUAUGGGGAGAGAACAGGGGAAGUUCCAACUAUCUUUGGAACACAUGAAAAGAUCUCGUGCAACGCACACGUCUCUUCCGGUGACGUCGAAGGAAAAACAGCUGAGCGGGAAAGAACACAACGCACAGCUGACGCCCGAGAAGAUUAUUUUGAAUCUGGAAAGGAGCAGGAACACACUGAACACACCAUUAAUGAUGGACUAGGGGAGUCAUAUAUAUUGGGACUGUUGGAGGAUGGGAGGUAUAGUGAGAAUUUUUUGUACUGCAUAUUUGUUUGUAUAAUUUCCCUUUUAAAUUGAUUUAUGGUCCCUGAGGAAGUUCUAAUUUUAUAGAAUCAAACGCAUAGGACCAGUGGCUCUUUUAUAAAUAAAUACGUUUAUAUUUUUUAUACCACGAUUCCUGUUCCUUUCUGGUUCCUGAGUUCAGUGGAUCCAUACUUUACCCCCCUAAAGGAUUAGGGAUGGCACCCUGAAGGCUCUUUGACUACCUUCACUCUGUGAGUGCUUCUAAUAGCGUGUCUAUAUACAUGCUGUAUGCAAUUUUACACUAUGAGUUGUUAAUUUCUUUUUAGGUUCAGACAGCGUUUUCCCCUAUUUCUUGUGCAUAUAUUUGUUCAUCCAGGCAUCCACGUGGGAAGGUUGCCAAGGGAAGCUGUCAUUUAAGUUACAUUAUUAUUAUUUGUAAACACAUAUCACUUGUAUUUUGUGUUUUUGGUACCACAUGGAUUAAAGGGAAUUUGAUUUGGAUGAACCUCAAACUAUUUGUUGUACAAGUCUAUGUCUUUGGUAAAACCAUACAAGGUAGGCUCAGACCUGCUCGUGGCUUGACAUAUUGUUGUUGUUUCAGAUGUUACAAAUCCAUAUUAUCAAAAUCAAUUCAUUCUGUCCAUAGCUGGAGGCCAUUCUCUGGCUGAACGCUGACAUAUUUAGUCAAUUAAUGAUUUCUAAAUUUGAACUAAAUUGAUUUUGUUAAUGGUGAAGUGUAACUUCCAGAAUAGAAAUAUGCUGGGCGAGGGGCAGGGUUGAGGAUCCUUGAUUUGUGGCAAAUCAUUUAAACAGUUUGACACAGAACUGAAGUGAGAUGCUAGAGACAUUCAGACAGGAUAACCACUAUGGUUAUGCACAUAGAGAACUCCUUUAUUUCUUGUCCAUUAAUCGUGAGUGCCUCUUCCCCCUUCCCCUUUCUUUUUUCUUCACGAAUUCAGAAUAACUGAAAGUACAAUUUCUUCAAAAUUUAAUGUGUAUUGUGAGCAAGACAAAUGCCACAGGACAAAUGUAUAUUUUGACAGUUGACUAGUGAGCUCACAUGUAGAAGAAAAGCUAAGAGUUUAUUGUCUGUAUUUUCUUUCUACCCUGCCAUUUCCAGGUGUUUGUGGCCCUGGUCAUUAUACUGACGAGCUCCAUCGUGUUGAUAGUUUAUAUCUGCGUGCUGCCUCUCAUUCUGCAGACCUACUCUACAAGCUGGAUAUGUUGGCACGUCUGCUACGGACAUUGGAAUCUCAUUAUGAUAGUCUUUCACUAUUACAAAGCAAUUACAACCUCGCCUGGAUACCCACCACAGGUAUAUAUUGUAACCAAGAACAUUUUGCAUUUUUAUUGACUGGCAUUUCGCCUGCUUUGGGAGUGCUCAAACCUCCACCCUUUAAAUUUGUUUGGAAAGAUUAGAAAUCUCUGAUUGACAGGAACAUAGUAAUGACAGACUGGGAUCUGUUUUAAAAAUCUGCAUAAAUAUUCCUAUUAAAGAUUGCUCCUGUAAAUCGUGGUGAUCUGAGGUCUAAGAUGAGAGUGGAAGACAUAUGUGGAAUGCAUUCCAGCACUAUAAAUGCUUGUAUUCCUGACGCUAGAGUGUUCCAUUAGGAGAGAGGUAUAGAGGAGGAGAGCUUAUGGAGUAAAGACAGAUCUUUAAAAAAAAGCACAACCGACUAACCUAUUCUACACAUUGCUGAACACAUUUACAGAAAUAGAACUUGAAAAUGUGACACAUUAGUAGCCCAAAUAAAACCCAAUAUAUAGUUGGAAUUAGACUCAUUUAGGGACAUUGCUGUUAAACCCCUGCCACUCCAUUCUGUAUUAUGUUUUGAAUAGAACAUUUUAACAUGAAUAUACCGCUUUUUUUUUUGUUUUUGUUUUUUUUGCUUAAGAUUUUUUUAUUUGUUUUUACAUUUACUAUGGAAAAUGCAGGCACUUGCAAUAUUCCCUGUUUAAAAAUGACAUUUUGUUUUCCUUUAAUAAGAAACUAUAAUCUUGCGGCAUUAAUAAUUUCAGCACUGUGACUGGGUUUUGCAAAGAAUCAUUCUUUCUGCUGUUUAUACAUAUUGUUUUAGAGAAAUGUUCCUGAAAAGCCAUAUCAAAACCUAAACUGUUGAUUUUUGUCUUUUCCAGAAUAAGCUGGAUAUUCCAUCUGUGUCUGUGUGCAGGAAAUGUAUUGCACCAAAGCCUGCUCGGACACAUCACUGUAGCAUCUGCAGUAGGUAAGCUUACAUUCAGUGGUGAUAACAAUGAAAACAUUUAUUAAAAAGAAACAGUGAAGUCACCGAGACCACUUCAUCUCAUUGAUGGUCCUCUCAUUUUAAUCCUGGAAUUUAAAAUAUAGAAGUUUGUAGAAACUGCAAUGUUUCACACAUUCAUCUCUAGUGACUGUCUUCCUGAUAGCCACCAGAGGCAGUUCCUCUGCUAGAACCACGUAACGUUGCAGCUCAUAGGAAAGGAUUGGAUGCACGUGCGACGCCACCGCUCAUGCGAAUCAGGUCCCGAAUGCUCCCCUAUGGAGGAGCAUUGGAAUAGACUAGUAAUGGAGGAAGCGACAAUGAUAUUGCAGGAGGCGGAGAUGUCAGCAGCGCCUUUAAUUUAUCCAGCAAGUAUUUUAUUCAGUUAAUUUUGACGAGAAUAGGUGAAAAUUCCUGGUGCACAAGUUGUGGAGUAAAACACGUUUUUAAUAAGCACAAGCCAAAUGACUCUGAUAUGGAGUCAAAACAUUGUCGUUUGACUUGUUCCUAUUAAGAGGCUGCUCUAUUACACAACUUCUGUCUUAGAAGCACAGAGUGUUGAUUCUGUGUGCAAUCCCCUCCUGUUUAAUUCAUUGUCUGCCAAAGGAAUAUCUGUUACUUAUUUAUGAAGCUGCUUAUCGGGUACAUCCUAUACUGAAAGUGACACUCCAGGCACCCACACUUGGUGCAAUUAAUUAAAUUACAUCUUACAGGGUUAUUAACUAAAGUGAUAAUUCAAAUUUAAUGUCACAUAUAAGUUCAAAGUACCCGAACUGGGAGAAUUCUCAGAGCCAUCCAUGACCGUUCAGCUACUUAAAUCUGAAACCCACUUUGAAUUCUCAACUUCGUACAUAAACACUUCAGAAACCCUUGCUGUACAAAUGAAUCACUUGUUCUGUUAGCUGGUCUGGAGACCACUCUAUGCAUGAUCUGCACAGCCUGGAAAUUUACAGCAAAUAAAUGUGGCUACCUCCCUUUUAUUUUAUUUAUUUUUUUUAAUAUAUGCAUGCAUGCAUAUUUUUUAUGCAUUAAAUGAAUGUGGCCACGGCAAUUUUUUUAUUUUUACUGAAAAUCAUGCAGUACUUUGACGGGUAGUUUUACAGCAGUUGAAAUGGGGGGGGAAGUAUUAUGUUGGGGUGUCCCCUUUGAAUAUUUUAUUGAUGGAAACUGUAUAGUGUUGUAAGUGAAACUGCUAUCGAAUUACUGUAAAAAGGUGAGAAAGUCAGAGAGAUCUAGUGGUGAGUUGUGAAUAAUUCAGUAUCUGAUCAGAAGUUAGUGCUGUGUGGAAAUAGGCUUAAAUAUUCUAUAUUCAAUGCCAAGCUAAUACUUUCUGAGACUGUAAAUAUUUACCUUAAUGUGUCCAUGUGAAUUAGUUGAGUCCAAUUGAUAGAUUCACUAGGCAAAAGAAAGGCGGAUGAAUUCUUGAAUCAGACUAUAGACUGCUCUGCAGUGAGGCAGGCACACCAAGGAGGAUCAUUGUAUAGAAUGCCCCUUUAUUUUCAAUCCUCAGAAGAGAUUUAACCAGGAGAGAAUAGAAGUUUAGUACUCCCUCUUUAUGCUUUCUAAAACCUCUAAGAUAGAAUUAAACUUUCUAAAAGUGUUUUGAAGAUAUAAAAUUAACUGACAGCAGGCCUGUCUGUUUUUAUACUGUUCAAAUACAUAAAGAAUAUUCACCAACUGUAUCUUCUUUCCACAGAUGCAUUCUGAAAAUGGAUCAUCACUGCCGUAUCCUUUGUAAAUGACACGCCUAAAAUGAUUAGUAAAUCUUACACUUUGAUAAUUGCAAGUCAUGAGUAAAACAUUAUAUUUCUCAGAUUCAUGUAUUUUAUUAAUUUUAAUCAUUAGUGAGCAUAACGUUUUUGCUCAUUGACUGUAUUCCUAUAAUAAUUACUACUCCAGUUGAAGGAACUAAUUGGGCAAGGAAUGGACACAAUGACUCCUAGCAUAGUAAUCACUACUUUAAGCUGUUACAGUGCUGUGCUAAGAUCGUUCUUCUGAUAUUGGGGCAUUCUGUAUCUGUUUCACUUGGGGCUGAGCAGGUGCAUUAGCGGUACAAGUUAUCCUUUAACUCCUUUUAAAGCUUGGUUGAAUAACUGUGUGGGCCACUACAACCACCGCUAUUUCUUCUCCUUCUGCCUGUUUAUGACCCUGGGGUGCAUCUACUGUAGCAUCAGUAGUCGUGUAAUGUUCCGGGAGGCCUAUACAGCCAUAGAGGUAAGAUUUCUUGUAGUACAUCACAACACUUCUGAGAAUGUUAAUUAAAUUGUUUUUAUGGCUCCUAUUUUAUGAGUAAAUUUACCAUAUGUAUUUACAACUUUGUUUGAGUGUUGUAAUCUUAAACCUAGAGAAAAAAAAAAGCUCUUUCUUUCUCUUUUCCCUUCCUUUCAAAAGGGUUAUAGGUUAUAAUAUAUCUGCUUAGGUUAUUUUACCACUAAAGUGUUCAUUAUAACCAACAGCAUGCACAUGAAUCUCAAGUAUGAUAUGUCACAAUUGCAACAUUCAAAAUAAAUCACACUUGUACAAUUUCACCUUAAAAAGAUAGCUUUAGUGUAAUGCUUUCUGAAGAAGUUUUGUUUUGUGAAUUUUUUUUGUUUAUUUGUAAAGUGGUCCAAUCGCUGGGAUAAUUAUCUUGUUUCCCAUGGUGCUUGCUUCACAUUUGGAACAUAGCAACAGUAUUUGCAAGAUUUUUAUAAAUCUACAGCUUGUAUUUCUGUCGCUCUAGGUUAAACAAUCAAGAUUCUAAAAUGGCAUAAAACCUUCUUCAAUUAAUCUAUUUAUUUUUUUAUUUUACCAAAUAUAAAGAGCUCUUAAGGUGAUUUGAUACAUGCCCGACAAAUGUCAGUAAGUGGAACUGCAAGUUCUAGAAGCAUUAACUUGGCACGUUGUAUACAUCUGUCUCAUGCUCAUCUUUUAUUGGCUGAUCUGAAUUCUAUAUUUGCAGCAAUGCCAUGCAGAUACAGAAUGUUCCAAAUGUAUACAUGAAACAUUGUAUCACAGGAAUGGGGAAAAAAUGUGUUGUUUUUUGCAGUCUUUUAAGACCAAUGUAUGAAUUGUGGUUCACAAUUCCAACACAUCACUAGGGGAAAAACCAAAGUCUUAAAUCUCCAUCAUUGCGUUGUGGUGUGUCUGGAGAAAUGGGCGAAGGACUGUGAGGUAAUUGUGGCACUAUCUUCCCUUUUACUAGAAAAUGAAACACCAAGACAAGGCCAUGCUUCAGGUUGCUGUUAAUGAGGUGGGAUAAAGACGUUUUCGGAAACCUAACGUUUGUCACCAGUAGAACUAACAUGUGAUGUAAAACAUGGCACCAAAUCCUCUGUUUGUUUGUUUGUUUUUUAUUUCUGAGCUUGGAAAACUCCUGUUGCCGAGGAGCCUUAUUCCUCUAUAAAAUCUUUUUUAAAAAUAAUAAUUUUGUUGGUACUUUUCAGAUUUUUAUUUUAAUGUAAAAGUAUUGAUGUUUACUGGCUCAUCCAAAGAUGGUAAUGGCUCCUAAUUAAUCCAUGAUUCAGGGUUUUGGUCGAUUUCGUGUCCACGCUUGAUUCAGUGUUUUGAUUAUUCACUAAAAAUAAGUAGGGGAGUAGCAGAGAGUUUGCAGCUUAUCAGUGAGCUGUGCUACUUUUAGUCUUUUUGAAUAGAAACCCAGUAUUUUACGCAAGGGCUGAGAAGUAUUGACUCUUUAUUGGGCUAUGGCCCAUGUAGACCAAGAUUACUCAGAAUGGUUUUACACUGAAUCAUGCAUCAUGCUCUUAAAACUUCUGCUUUUCAGCAGUCAUAUGCACCUUGUGUUUUAGCCUGUUGCUGAGCCAUAUGUUUGUCUGUGUUUGCUUGCUUCUGUUGUUGUUGACUGCGUAGUAAUCUCUAUCUAUAUAAUCAUUCAUUUUUAAUUAAUUUCUUUAAGGAUACUAAACUCCAGUAGCUAUUUUAUUACUACCUAUAAUUUAUAAACCCUAUAAUAAAAAAAUAAAACUUAUAAAGACCAUCCCCAACUAAGGAAGCGGUUGUGUUCUCAAAAAACUCACUUUUUGAUUCCCCAGGCUGCUAAGUAAAGCACACAAAGUGCUACAUCAAUGAAUGGGAUAUAGGGAUUUUUACUUGUUUUACAGGAGUAUGUGAUGGAGAACAAAGCAGAAAUUGUACUUGCUUUGUUUUUUGAAUCAUAAAACAUUGGUUUGUUUCUUUGAUGGACCCAUGCUAUGAUAGAUUCUAUGUAUUAAAGAACUGGGUACUGAGAGCUAGCUCAAUGUAUUAUUUGUGGUAAUCCACUUUUAUAUUAAAUAAUUGCAAAGGAAAACCACAGACACACUUUACAUAUUCACUAUGAAGACCAUUCAGAAAUAACAUUGCAGUAGAGCUACGUCCAUGUUGUUUUUUUCGUGUUUUUAUUGAAUGGUUUUGCUUAGAAUGGCAUUUGUUGCCAUACUUUGUGGUAUAAUGGCAGAGAGUCUGCUUUUAAAGUCCAUCAGUAAAUGCUGGCUUGGGGCAGGCAGCCAUCUGCACUCCUGAUGGUGUGGACUGCAUGUCCUAUAAUGGUCUUAAAGCGAUAAUGCUGGAAAAGCGUCAGGGGAGAUGUAGUCUAUGACAUCAGGAGUGGCAACUGUGGCCUACACCCUGCUGUACGGCUUAUUCACAAAACCAUGCUCAGCUGGGAAUUGACCAGAGAACUUCACAAUUUCAGCCUAAAUGUCUGAACCACAAACAUAGACGAGUUGGUUUUUUUUGUCUAAAAUUGGAAUUUCCUUGGUGAAUGCAUGGAAAAUUACAGUUUAGUGAAUAAUUCUGUUAAUCUUUAAAAAAUAAUAAAUAUAUACACACACACACAAUUUAUACAAUUUCAAUCUAUUUUAUAUAUAGCCAUAUGAAACUCGUAUCUUGUAAUACCUUUUUUAUUGGACUAACAACAUUUUUAAAUUACAAGCUUAGGUAGAUCGAGAUGACUUAUUUCCUUAGGUCAGUUAUUUAGUAAAUAUAUAACUAAACACUUCAGAUUACACUAAGCAGUAGCAUUCUCUCCAUCUCUACGUGAUAUCAGUGUUGCUUUAUUAUUCGUUUUACUGUCUGCAUACCUUUCCUACCGCUUACAUCACUAACUGUGCUUUUUUGACUUUCAAAUGAAUAUAAACCAUCCUCUAACUGAAUCUGUUAAUUUGUUAUUCUGUUGUAGUGUCUGCCCAACUGUAAUUCAUGUUAUUAAAUGUUUUUUAGUUUUCGUUGUUUUACUUUAAUCUGUUAUUUAUAAUUUUAUAUAAAAUCAAUGGGUGCAUGCCAAAAUGUUAACUUCUAAAAGCUACUAUAAUUAUUACAUUCUUUCUUGUCCAAACUAUAAAUGCCAGUUAAAUACCUAAAUAAGAUAUGCAUUAAUUGAUUUGACCUUACCUCAAAUAUUCCUUUCAAGAAAACAUUUUAUUACGGUGCUUGUAUUAAUUGCAUGGAUUAAAGUGCCACUCCAACCCAUGGCUUGACAAAUUUGCUUUGAAUCAAUGAGCUUGCUAAAAAAAGUUAGAUAGGUUUUUGUUUUUUACACUAACAGAGCUUUAGUUUCAAUUGCAGAAAUAACCGAACUUAAAGGGUCACUCUAGUCACCAGAACCACUACCGCUUAAUGUAGUGGGUUUGGUGUCUAAAGAUUGUCCCUGCAGGCAUUUCACUGUAAAAGAGUUAUUUUAACCCUAUAGUGUCAGGAAUACAUGUUUACAUUCCUAUAAAUUUACACAUAAAGAAGACACACAGACAUUCUCACUGAGAGAGAGGCACGCACAUUCUCUCACACAUUUACACAUUAUUUGUUUUAUUUUAAUUUAUGUCCACCCAGCUUCCUACCUUAGGGAGAGCUGGAGUGGAUCCUUUCCCUUGGGUCCAGUGGAGCUGCUGUGAUCCUGUAGCCUUCUUUUUCUGCUCCCUCGCAGAGCAGGAAGAGCAUCAAGAUUGCUGCUUCCCUUCCAUUCAGCCCCAUCGUGGUUCCUGAAAUUUGUUGAGCCCUCCUCCAACCAUCAUAACCACUACAGCCUGCCAUUUUUGGUUAGGUUUUUGCCAUAUGAAGUUUAAUUUGCUACAAUUCAGAGUUCAGUCAAUAACCAUUUUAGCGUUUUGCCAGGCCCAAAAAGAAGCCAUAGUGGGUAAUGGUGAUCAUAACCAAAGAGGUCUGGCUAACAAGAAGUACAGACUACGUUUAAAUUGCUUUGCUUGUUGCAGUGACAUUUUAAACUUAGUUGCUGUACAUUUAUUUUCUUGUUUGUUUUACAUCUACAAAUCUAAUAUUGGUUUCUUGUUUCUCCUAGACCUAUAACCAGACACCACCACCCAGCUUUUCCUUCAGAGAAAGGGCUUUCCACAAGUGCAUCAUCUACCUGUGGGUGCUAUGCAGGUAAAAACUAUUUCUUGUAAGCAUUACAGUAAUUACUAAACCUGUGUAACAUUUUGUAAUACAUAGGAAAAGAUUAUAUUAAAGCUUCUGAUUGCACACAUGCAUUCCCAAUGAACCGUAUAUACUUCUGGAAAUGUUUAAUAAAGCAGUUUUACUGUAUAGAUCUGCUUAAUUCGCUGCCAUUUAGGAGUUAAAUCUCUUUUUGUUUUUGUUUAUGCAGUCCUAGCUAAACCUCCUCUGGCUGUUACUGACACAGCCUGCAUGAAAAAAAUGGUUUAAUUUUUAAUUCCACAUGAACAUGCUUUAGACAUCUUUAUCUCCUGCUCUGUAAAUUGAACUUUAAUAAUACACAUAAGGUUCCUGCAGGGUCUAGAAGGCUAUUAAAAGAGCAGGAGAUAUACAAUUCUAAAUUAAACAGGCUUUGCAAUAAAAGAAGUUUAAAAAUUAGGUCUCUCUUUUCCUAACCUUAAAGUGUUCCUUUAACUCCCAAAUGGCAGAAAAUGAGCAGUGAACCUGCAGGGGCAUGAUCUACAUACCAAAAAGUUGUUUUGGUGCAUAUAAUGCCCAUUCAAUCUAGACUUGCAGCCCACCUUCAAUAAUUUAGCUAAGUGGACAUGUUUUUGUUUUCCUAACAUCCUUAUUAAUACAGCAGUUUUGUUAAAAAAAAUACAUUUGUUCUAGAACUUCAGUAACUCUGUGGGAUGUUAAAGUGACAUUACACACACUAAUCCUGGAUUGCAACAAAAAUAUAAAAUAAUUUUUGCUGUGAACCCAUCAUUAUUCCUCCUUGGCAACGAUUUGCCCAAAAUAAAUAUCAACAAAUCUCUUGGUGUGUGUUCCUCCCAAGCUAAGGGUUUUAUACUUUAAAUGUUUGAAAAAAGUACUAAUUGAAGGUGUGCCUUCAGUAACAGAAACUGAUGACUAAUAAAUCCUUCGUUCUGAAAGGCUGAGUGAUGAUUUAUGGGCGAGCACACCUUCCUAAUUGUUACUCUAUGCAGAUUAACCAAAAUGGCCUUAGAAAAAUCAAAGUUAAGUUUUUAUGGUGCCAGGAGGACCCUUGCACUUACUUGAACAAUAUAAUCCCAAGGUCUGCUCUGCUGCGCCAUUUCUCUUUGUCCUCAUCUGCUUUCAGAAAUGCUUCUAAUGCUUUUGCCUGGCAUGGGCACCGCUAAUUGGCUUAGCGUGGUGAGCGGAUGAUCUAAGCCAAUCAGUAUUCAUUAAAAACACUUUGAAAAACGUAUGUACAUGUUUUAAAGGAAAUGUGGACUUGAAAAGAGCAGACCAUUUUGAACGGUUUAACCCCUAAGGACAAGGAAACAUCAGGAACCUCCUGGCAACAUAACUUCAUUUUGAUAAACUUUGUUAUAGUUCCUUUUCCCUUAAGACAUUAGAGAGAGAAUUUUACCCAAUGUAACUUUUUUUUUAUCCCCGUUAUGACUGUGUGUCUUCAGCUCUGUAGCACUGGCGCUUGGUGCCCUUACAUUGUGGCACGCCAUGUUGAUUACCCGUGGGGAGACCAGCAUAGAAAGACAUAUCAACAAGAAAGAACGAAAGAGACUGCAUGCAAAAGGAAAGGUACUGACAUAUAAUCCAAUGUAUAUUAGUGAAUGGUCAGUCAUUCCCCCAUAGUGCAUAAAGUGUAGACAAUGGCGACACUGGUCGACAAAGUGGAUUUCAAAUUUUACGCAACAAUAGCCAAACGGUAAAAAACAUAGCUCGAGAUAUUCUUCAAUUUUAAUGUAUUUGCCUGAAAUUAUGACAUUCGUUUUGAAUUCCCAGCAAUUCACACUUUGAAAAAAUGUUCUUUUCCUUUAUCUGAUUACUCAUUAAAGUGGUUAUUGUGAUCUAAAAUUAGAAAAUCAAAUUGCAAAAACUUUCCCCAAAAAAUGUUGUCCUUAAAUGUCAAAUUCAUAUUGAAUGCGCGCUAAUUACAGUUUAGUGAAUAAAUCCAGAACCAUGUUCUUUAGUAAAAUUGCCGUUUCACAUGAUCCCCUAAAAGAGAGUGUCUGUUUACCACAUACUGGCGUGAAAGAGAGGACAGCCAGGAUAUAUUGCAAGGUAUUUUUAAAAAUGUUUAGAUCGCCUUAUAGUUGCCCAGAGCUACAGUAGAGGUAGAGGUAAAAGUUUCAUAUUUUAAAUUCUUUAUUUUUCUUGUGCAUAAGAAAACAUAACAGAUGGGCCUGUAGCGCACGUUGUUUAUAUUUAUGAAAGUAAACAGGCUAGGAAUACUUGAGCAGGACUAUAAUAGCGUAAUUAGUCUACGCAUGCAAGCUUGUAUAUUAGUAAUGGGAUUAGUUAAGUUUAACCGUAGUUUUGCUUAUACAAAAUGUCAUGUGUACAAUAGUAAUUACAGGUUGAAUAGUUAACCAUAAAAUAUGCGUGGUAUAGGUACAGGUGCAUGAGGCCUAACGUUGCUGAGAUUGCUGAGUAACUAGCUGAGAAGCCUGGCUGUCUCAUCGGGUUGUGCCUAUGCGACUAUUCAAUAGUUGCCCUCUAAAUAUACUUAGUUAAAGAUUUACGCCUAAUAUGAUUAGUCGUGGUAUUUGAGCAGGUCUCUUAUGACAAUAGGUGCAAGAUUAUGCGUGAACAUGCUAUGUGUCAUAUGUUAGGCAGUGGUUUAAUGUACAGGUAGACCUGGAGCACAGAGGUAGCACAAAAUAAUUAAAGCAUAAACAAAUCAGAAAUAAACCAUGGACAGAAACAUUCGGAUGCCUUUGAUUGCAUUCACGUGGGGAAGUACAGUGAGGCUGGCAUUAGUGAGUGCGAGUCCCAUCCGUGACGGUUGCCGCUUGUGAUCAGGACUCCAAUGAUGGUGCGGCUGCAAGAAGCUUGUCAGCGCUUAGCCAAUGCCCGAAGUGGGAAAUCAAAAGUCUUGCACUUCGGGGGCUAGGGAGGCUGCAGCAUUCAGGCGGUUCAGUUGAGCAUCCCUCCCGCCCCAGGCCGGUUGGUAGGCCAGCAUCCUCUUGCCACGGACGUGUGGGCUCCUAGGGUCCCAGUCCUCCCCUGCAUGGGGUAGAUGGGAGGUCGUGGUGGUACUCCGCUGCCGGUUGCGGGCGAUCCUCCGUCUGCAUGGGUGAUGCCGUGGGGCUGUGCCCGUUUCGGCCCUCGGCCUACGUGAUCUCUGACUAAUAGGCUUGUGUAUAUUUAAUGUGUGGGGGAUCAAAGGGGGCCAACUCACCGCCCUACCGUGAACCUCCCUGUGUUGAAUUGCUGCUGCGGCUUGACGGGCUUCCAGCUUAGCCCAGAAACGGUCGAAAAUGUAAUCUAGCUUCUUCUGCGUUAUUUGCGCGGGAGUUAGCAGUGCCGUCUCAGACUGCGUGAUGGCUGGUUCCCGCUGGAUAUUACAGGCCGCUAUUUUGUGAGCUUUGCUAGGUUGUAGUUUAGUGGGGCUGAUUCGUGCAUGAGACUAGCCAGGUCGGACCGGGAUGACCCCCGCCGGUUCAAAGGGGGGGGGGGAAACAGGGCUGAGAGAAGAGCUUGGGGUUGCACAGCUGCACACCGAGCGGGGGAUGGGCCGCUUCCCCCGUCCGACGGCUGCACUGGGCCUCACUCCUCCGACCUCCGUCGGCCGUGUAGUGUACCCGCGGGCGACAGACCCGGGGUUCCUCUGCUGGCUCCAGAGGUAGGUAAGUCUCUUUUCGUGGCGUUAUGGCUGGCUGGCUAGAUUCAGGCUUAGUUGAGGCAUUGAGCUCGGAGCUCACACGAAGUGCGUCCAGCCGCCAUGAUGUCCAGGCCCAGCGUAGAGGUAAAAGUUAUACUUUCUUGUCUCAGUCUAUCUUCUUUCCUCACCUCCUGGAGCCCACUUCACUGCUGUAGUUUUGCAAAUAAAGACAGAUGUCUGUAGAGUAUCUUGCAAGAGGAGCCUCCAUAGAUAUCAUAUCACCAUAAGAAAAACAAUACCAGAUUCUCACAGAUGUUGCCAGAGACCGCUGUUGGAGUUCAGAUAAUUUGAUGGUGGAAGCUCUGAGUUUUGUGAAAUUUGGAUUUUACCAUAAGACAAAGUACUCCCUACUUUGUCUUUAAUCUUCAUGAAAUGAUCGUUAUUUUUUGGUGUCCGAGCAACUUGAACACUUUAGUUUAGCCCACAUAACAACUUGGUAUCAAUAAAGUAGUGAUGUGGCAGGAGUCUAAGUGCGCUUCACCUCACCGGGUAAAACCUCUUGUUUUGUCUUAAGCUCCUGUUACUGUGGAAGGACCCCCAGGUGCAGGGGACAACUUCAGAGUUUCACCAAUAAUAAUAAAAAAGGAACUCCAACCUCCACAAUAACUUCAUUAACAUGCAACUGUUGGAGUGGCCAUUUUCUGUGGUGCACAAUUUGGCUUAGUAAAGGAGAACUCAAAUCAAAUAUCACUGGCCUGGUUUGCACUGAUUACUACACACCAAGUAUAAAUACAUUAUGGAAACAUUACUAGACUGGUUACCAAAAGCUCAAUUAACUGUUAGCUAAUCUGUAAGAUUUCCAAACAUUUGAAUGAAGAAUAGAACGUUCUAUAUAAAUAUUCUUAAAUUUGAAGAAGGAAAAAAAAGGCUCUUGUCUGUUGCUGCUCGGUGUUUAUUAUAAAAUUUGGUUGUAUGUGCUGGGAGAGAAAAAAACUAACCACUUUUGUUUAUUCAUUGUGUUAGGUAUUCAAUAAUCCAUACAGUUAUGGUCGAUGUCAGAACUGGAGAAUAUUCUUUGGUGUAGAAAUUGAACAGUAAGUUAUCGUGGAUGAGUAUUUUGUAGAAUUGGAUGUUUUUGGAGGUCCAUGUAACUUGUUUUAAUAUUGUAAUAGUUCAUUGGGCAAAAUUCAUUUUAUUUAUUUUUAUUUUUUGAAAAGGCACAAUUACUAGUUAAAGUAAAUCUUUUCUGAUUUCAUUUUGCUCCAGAAACCUGGCAUCAUUGUCCUGUACCCUUUAACUAGUGUACCUGCAGAGCUGCUUAUGAGUGCAGUCAUUUACACUCUGACAUCAAGAGGAAUUUUUACUUGCUCUUUUUCUGCUUCUAAAAUCUGUCCAACUCAGGCAAACAGCAGCAAAAUAGCUCUUAGCUCCCGGUGCUGAUUUCAGCUUAUUGCAGGUCCCCUCAAUCUGUGUGAAGAGUGGAAUUGCUGCUAUGGGUGAGCUAUAAACUAUGUAUCCCAUUAUUCUUCCUGGACUAAGAAACCAUAUCAGAAUGUAAGGCUCAUGGCUACAGCUCCUUUCUAGUAGAGGGGUCUUCCUGCCUGAGCUAGUACUACAGUUAUGGGAGAGAGAUAUAUAUAUAUAUAUAUAUAUCUCAUUUUUUUUUUUAAACAUGUAUUUUAAGUGUCACUGUCUGGGGACUUUGCGGAAUUCAGACACGUGCCGGUAAUUUAACUCUGGGAAUCCAGUUUGGGGGAGGUAGGUUAAGGUGAGGUUUCCUUAUCUGAGCCAGUCCCUUACGGCUGCGGCCAUCUUGUUCUGGGGGUUCUUCUCCAGUUUGUCACUUUAGCGCCAGGAACCAAUGUCACUGCUGUACUCUUGUACUUCCUACUUUUUCUCUGUACAUCUCUUGGCUGGGUUGGAAUGUAAGUGAAAUCCCAGGACAGUCAAAAUAAGUAUUUCAGAAAGACUCUCUCUUUAUGAAAUACUCAUUUUUCAUGGGGGUUAUAGUUCUGCUUUAACGCAUUAUCCAUAUAAUUCAUUAACAAAAGGGGUCAAUUAUUGUUGUGUCCCAGCAAAAGGUAGAAGGAUUAAAUUAGCAUGAGUGCACUGACAUCCUCACAGCUCAAGAUUGGGAUGGAAGGAAGUGACCUGCACAAUGAUCUCUACCAAAUCUUGUGAAAACAGUCUCCCCUCUUAAACAUUGUUUCUCAUCCAACAGCCACGGGGAUGGCUGCAUUACCUUAAACUUCCAUUUUGUAAUCCUAAUCCACUAGACAUAGGGGAACCUUGGCAGACCCCACACUUUUUUUUUUUUUUUUUUUUUAAAAAAGCACUCAUUCUCCCUUCCCCGCCCCAUGACAGACUAGGCCGCAGGGAUAGGCAACCUUUGGCACUCCAGAUGUUUUGGACUACAUUUCCCAUAAUGCUGGCAAAGCAUCAUGGGUGGUGUAGUCCAAAACAUCUGGAGUGCCAAAGAUUGCCUAUGCCUGGACUAGGGGCUGGGAAUAGGAAAGUGUGAUGGCAUCCCAGGCGCUUGCAAUAUCCACCAUCUCGCAUAUUACCAGGAGGGAGCCUGGAGCCAUAAAUACACUACUAAGCAUGGUGAACCAAGUGGAUCCACGUACGUGUUUGUAGCUAAAGGUCAUUCAUCCAGUGGUACUUUCAGCAACUGCUUCAAAAUUCAGAUAAAUCUGGAAUUCUCUAAAUCCAAAUGCCAGGGCUGUUACUGUUGUGCUAUGUAUUUUAUUCUUUAGAGACUUUUAAAAUGAGGUGGCAUGUGUAAGGUGUCUGUCGUCUUCUGGGCUCUUUGCAUAUUUUGCAACGAUACCCAAAGGUGACUUUGUCUAUGGAGGGUCUCACAGGAUCUGCCCUAAACAAAGUAUUUUCCUCACAGCUGGCACUAGUGACAGCAGUAGGUUCUGCCUUUUAAUGAACUUUAGAGAAAUGAAAAAUAGAACUAGACAGAUUAGUAUAUUAUCAAAUUCUACUAUAAUUAUAGCUGGUGCAUUUUAGCCUCAUUUUGUUUUGCUCAGUCUAUGGUAAAGUGGAUCCCUUUUAGAGACCAGCCAUUCCCACCUCAUACUGAAAUAUUCUGUUAUUUAUACCUUUUGGUACAUUACACAAUAACAAGUACCAGAAAUUCUGAAAUGUUCUUUUUUGUUUCCUCUUCAGGCAUUGGAUUAGUAGAGUUCUGUUACCAUCCUCCCACCCCCCAGAUGGAAAUGGUGUGACCUGGAAUGCACCAUCCUGGACUCAAAAUAAGCCGAAAUCUGUCCUUGCAAUAUGA